Messenger RNA from Phoenix dactylifera (date palm), 1093 nucleotides. Its product is annotated as MADS-box protein EJ2-like. The record is from RefSeq and is a predicted model, not a curated record. Gene Ontology annotation, molecular function: RNA polymerase II transcription regulatory region sequence-specific DNA binding; DNA-binding transcription factor activity; protein dimerization activity. Gene Ontology annotation, biological process: positive regulation of transcription by RNA polymerase II. Lineage: Eukaryota; Viridiplantae; Streptophyta; Magnoliopsida; Arecales; Arecaceae. Gene Ontology annotation, cellular component: nucleus.
ACGUGUCGCGUCCCGAGCGGGGAGCGAGGUGCCACUGGCGAAUGAAGACUGGAAUCCUCCACGGGGCCUCCCCUCUCUCCGUUCUCCUUCUUCGGCCCUCAAGACCCCGAGCCCACCCUAGCGGCUUAAGGUUAGGGUUCCGGCGUCUCCGGCGGCGGCGAUGAGAAGGGGAAAGGUCCAGCUUCGGCGAAUCGAGGACAAGGCCAGCCGCCAGGUGAGCUUUUCCAAGCGGCGGAGCGGCCUCUUCAAGAAAGCUCACGAGCUCGCCGUUCUCUGCGACGCCGAGGUCGGCAUUUCCGUCUUCUCCGCCAGCGGCAGGCCCUACGAGUUCUGCAGCUCCUCCAGGUUACUUAGAGCAUUGAAAGUAAAAGAGAAUUACCAUCCCCUUCAAAAGUGUAUAUGUGGAGUAUCAAGAAGAUCCUGGAAAACACAAUCAAUCGUUAUCUGCAAUUCUCAGAUGCCAAACAAGAUGUCAGUAAACAUAUUGACGAAGCACAGAAUCAUGGCAAGGAUUUCGCUUGUCCAACAAUCAACUCUGAGCUAAUGGAGAUUGCUCCAUGGUCACUGUCUCUCAAAACAGAUAUGGCCAAGUUAGAUGUGAAUGAGCUUGAACAACUAGAGAAUGAGCUAAGUGAUACAUUCAAACAGAUACAAUCAAGAAAGACAAAGUUGCUGAUGGAUACAAUCAAUAAGCUCCAAGAUCAGAGGAAGGCAUUGCUUGAGGAGAAAGGGUUUAUAGAAUCCAAUGGAGCUGCAGUGGAGCACAACAAGGAUGUUAGCAACAAUAGCGAGGGCGCUUUGUCCCAGGGGAUACACGAAGAGCCAGGGGUGCAACCUGCCAAGUGCCAUGCACCACGUUGCUUAUUAUUAUUUUCCUAGGAAGAAUAAGCAGGCAGUUGGAAGGGUCUUAAUUAAGAUAGUGUGGGUCCAAAGUCUCAAGAAAAAUAGAGUGGGACAGGGACCAUGUAAUCUCAUGUAUUUCACUGUUAUUUUACAUAUGUAUGAUAAUACCAAUAAACAUAUGAUGUGCUGAGCUGUUGAUUGCAGUUAGACCGCAACCAUUUAUACCACCAUUUGGACGACUUUUAUGCCU